AUGGCUGAUAAGAGUAAGACGCGAAUGAAUUUAGCGGCUAUAAAGAAAGUCGACCCAUAUGCCAAGGACAUUGUGGAUACAUCCUCUCAUGUGGCGUUUUACAUAUUUGAUUCGGAUCAAAAUGAAUGGGAGAAAACUGAUGUCGAAGGGGCCUUUUUUAUCUACAGUCGUAAUGCUCAACCAUUUCACAGUAUUUUUAUAAACAAUCGUCUUAACACAACUUCCUUUGUGGAACCUAUUACCACACAUCUAGAGUUGCAGGCACAGGCACCUUUCCUUUUGUACCGUAAUGAAAGGUCUCGUAUUCGAGGAUUUUGGUUUUACAACAGCUUAGAAUGUGAACGCAUUAGCAAGCUGGUGAAUGAUCUGGUGUUGACUGCAGCCGGUUCCGGUGCGUGUGACACUGCUUCUGAGAAUGGUUCUCACUACAACGAUGUUAAACAAAAUAAUAAUGUAAACAUAUUUAAAAUGCUGUCGAAUGCACAGCAGGAAUUUAACAGUAGUCAAAAUCAGAAAAGACAAUUUGCGACGGCAAAUAACUCGCAAACGCCUUUAAAGGCUUCUGGCAAUGUAUUGAAAUUUUUUGAAGCAGCAGAAGUUGCUUAUACGCCACGGAUAUUACCAAAUACAUUGUCUGUUGAACAGCUGGAAAAACAACAGCGCGAUAUUCAACCAUCUCAGCAGCAAACACUCUGCGAGGAUUUAAAUACUCAAUUGUACAAUAAACCAUCGGAAAACAACACAAAACGGUUGUCCUGUUCCUUGUUGGAAAACACACCCAGUACACUUAUCAAUCAUCCGAUACCCCGGCCUGGCAGCUCUACCUCAGCAGGGGAAAAUAAAUCUGUACUCAAUCGGGGUCCAGAUUUUGGGUUCACACAAGCUCUUACAGCGGCUACAUGCUCGACCGGCAAUCUACCAGGGGAACAAAUUUCUCUCAGCAAAAUAUUUUCCAAUCUCAACUUGCAAAAGAGUUUGUCAUCUCAAUCAACAGCUGACAUAAAACCGGCACUCAUGCCACCCACAAUGUUUGACAAACCGGCGACAGGACCUUUACAAAAUGCACCUGUGCAGCCAAUACUGGCACACCAAGAACAGAAGGAACCUUUAAAUAAAUUUCAAUUUAUACAAGCUUUCAAUUAUCUAAUACAAAAUGAUGAUGAUUUUGUAGAAAAACUACACGAGGCCUAUCUAACGAAGUUUGGCACAUAUCAAUAAAAAUCCCUUAUAAUUAAUCUUUGGAUCUAGAACACAAAAAGAAGCAGACGGUUAUUCCAUUCAAAUAGAUAUGUAUCUAAUAUGUUUCAGAAAUGUUUUAAAAUAUCGACUUCUUUAUUAUUAAGUUGAACAAAGUUUUGCACCAGUCAUCAGUCCCAGUAGAAAUCAUAUUUUUCCCUGAGCUUCUCUCUUCAACCUACUUCAACAAAAGUAUUUUGAAAUUUUAAUUUUUGCAGCGCGAUUUGUUAAUAGAAAACUAAAUUAUCGUUGAGCCGUACAAAAUAUUAACAAGCUUUUGGCUAUGGUUUGUUUAGCUUUUUUAAGAAGCUUCGUCAAAAUAUCUAAUAAAUCUUUCCGUUGAUCCCAUACGAACGAUGAUUUAGAAAGGACAGUUUAAUUUUGUUAUAACAAUAAAGCAAACUUCAUUAGUAAAAAUUG
This is a messenger RNA of Stomoxys calcitrans (stable fly), 1656 nucleotides long. RefSeq names its product mRNA-decapping enzyme 1A (gene DCP1). Gene Ontology annotation, cellular component: P-body. NCBI's taxonomy places the organism in Eukaryota, Metazoa, Arthropoda, Insecta, Diptera, Muscidae. The coding region runs from base 1 to 1218 and encodes 405 amino acids. The record is from RefSeq and is a predicted model, not a curated record. The transcript has a single exon. Gene Ontology annotation, molecular function: mRNA binding; enzyme activator activity. Gene Ontology annotation, biological process: positive regulation of catalytic activity; deadenylation-dependent decapping of nuclear-transcribed mRNA; deadenylation-independent decapping of nuclear-transcribed mRNA.